Messenger RNA from Sorex araneus (European shrew), 16558 nucleotides. It is a transcript of the gene EPHA6, whose product is annotated as EPH receptor A6. Gene Ontology annotation, biological process: cell surface receptor protein tyrosine kinase signaling pathway; protein phosphorylation; axon guidance. NCBI's taxonomy places the organism in Eukaryota, Metazoa, Chordata, Mammalia, Eulipotyphla, Soricidae. Gene Ontology annotation, cellular component: membrane; neuron projection. Gene Ontology annotation, molecular function: ATP binding; protein binding; transmembrane-ephrin receptor activity. The record is from RefSeq and is a predicted model, not a curated record.
AUGCGACUCCGCUCGCCUCCAGCCGCCCGGAGCUCCCCGGCGCCGCGGGCAGCGUCCUCCUCCGACGCGGCGGCGCCGGCACCGGGCCAGCCUGGACCUUCGUGCCCUGCUCCCGGGGCCUCGCGCGAGGGGCGCCCCGGGACACCCCCGGAGGAGGAAGAGGCGGCGGCGGAGGAGGAGGAGGAGGAAGAAGAGGUGGACGCGGACCUCUUCCCUCGGCGGAACACCUGGCUGCGCUGCUGUCACUUUUCUGUAACCGGGAGGACGCGAGAGCUGCCCGGCGUCAUGGGGGGCUGCGAAGUCCGGGAAUUUCUUUUCCAAUUGGGCUUCUUCUUGCCCCUGCUGACGGCGUGGCCCGGCGACUGCAGUCACGUCUCCAGUAACCAAGUUGUGUUGCUUGAUACAACAACUGUGCUGGGAGAGCUAGGAUGGAAAACAUAUCCAUUAAACGGGUGGGAUGCCAUCACGGAAAUGGAUGAACACAAUAGGCCUAUUCAUACAUACCAGGUAUGCAAUGUAAUGGAACCAAACCAAAACAAUUGGCUUCGUACAAAUUGGAUCUCUAGAGAUGCAGCUCAGAAAAUUUAUGUGGAAAUGAAGUUCACUCUGAGAGAUUGUAACAGCAUCCCAUGGGUCUUGGGAACUUGCAAAGAAACUUUUAAUCUGUACUAUGUGGAAUCAGAUGAGUCCCACGGAAUCAAAUUCAAACCAAGCCAGUAUACAAAGAUCGACACAAUUGCUGCGGAUGAAAGUUUUACCCAAAUGGAUCUAGGUGAUCGCAUUCUCAAACUCAACACUGAAAUUCGAGAGGUUGGACCUAUAGAAAGGAAAGGAUUUUAUUUGGCUUUUCAAGACAUUGGAGCAUGCAUUGCUUUGGUAUCUGUUCGUGUUUUCUACAAAAAGUGCCCCUUCACUGUUCGGAACUUAGCCAUGUUUCCAGACACUAUUCCAAGGGUUGACUCUUCCUCUUUGGUUGAAGUAAGAGGCUCUUGUGUGAAGAGUGCAGAAGAGCGUGACACUCCUAAACUAUAUUGUGGAGCUGACGGAGAUUGGCUGGUUCCUCUUGGAAGAUGUAUUUGCAGUACAGGAUAUGAAGAAGUUGAGGGUUCUUGCCAUGCUUGUAGACCGGGAUUUUACAAAGCAUUUGCUGGGAAUACAAAGUGUUCUAAAUGCCCACCACACAGUUUAACGUACAUGGAAGCAACUUCUAUCUGUCAGUGUGAAAAGGGUUAUUUCCGAGCUGAAAAAGACCCACCUUCUAUGGCAUGUACCAGGCCACCUUCAGCUCCUAGAAAUGUGAUUUUUAACAUCAAUGAAACAGCUCUUAUUUUGGAAUGGAGCCCACCAAGUGAUACAGGAGGGAGAAAAGAUCUCACGUACAGUGUAAUCUGUAAGAAAUGUGGCUUCGACACUAACCAGUGUGAGGACUGUGGUGGAGGACUUCGAUUCAUCCCAAGACAUUCUGGCCUAAUCAACAGUUCUGUGAUAGUACUUGACUUUGUGUCUCACGUGAAUUACACCUUUGAAAUAGAAGCCAUGAAUGGAGUUUCUGAGCUGAGUUUUUCUCCCAAGCCAUUCACAGCUAUUACAGUGACCACGGAUCAAGAUGCACCUUCCCUAAUAGGUAUGGUAAGGAAGGACUGGGCAUCCCAAAAUAGCAUUGCCCUAUCAUGGCAAGCACCUGCUUUUUCCAGUGGAGCCAUACUGGACUACGAGAUCAAGUACUAUGAGAAAGCCUACCCACGGAUAGCGCCGGCAUUUGGGCACUACCUGCGGGUAGAAGAACAUGACCAGCUAACCUAUUCCUCCACAAGGUCCAAGGCCCCGAGUGUCAUCAUCACAGGUCUCAAGCCAGCCACCAAGUACAUAUUUCAUAUACGAGUGAGGACUGCAACCGGAUACAGUGGCUACAGUCAGAAGUUUGAAUUUGAAACAGGAGAUGAAACUUCUGACAUGGCAGCAGAACAGGGACAGAUUCUCGUGAUAGCUACGGCAGCUGUUGGGGGAUUCACUCUCCUCGUCAUCCUUACUUUGUUCUUCUUAAUCACUGGGAGGUGCCAAUGGUACAUAAAGGCCAAAAUGAAAUCAGAAGAGAAGAGGAGAAAUCACAUGCAGAAUGGACAUUUGCGUUUUCCAGGAAUUAAAACUUACAUAGAUCCAGAUACUUAUGAAGAUCCAUCCUUAGCUGUUCAUGAAUUUGCAAAAGAAAUUGAUCCCUCAAGAAUUCGCAUCGAGAGAGUCAUUGGGGCAGGUGAAUUUGGAGAAGUCUGUAGUGGGCGUUUGAAGACACCGGGGAAAAGGGAGAUCCCAGUUGCCAUAAAAACUUUGAAAGGUGGCCAUAUGGAUCGGCAAAGAAAAGAUUUCCUGCGAGAAGCUAGUAUCAUGGGUCAGUUUGACCACCCCAAUAUCAUUCGCCUAGAAGGUGUUGUCACAAAAAGGUCCUUCUCAGCCAUUGGAGUGGAGGCAUUUUGCCCAAGCUUCCUGCGGGCAGGAUUUUUAAAUAGCAUCCAGGCCCCAAAUCCAGUGCCAGGGGGAGGAUCUUUACCCCCCAGGAUUCCUGCUGGUAGACCAGUAAUGAUUGUGGUGGAAUAUAUGGAAAAUGGAUCCCUAGACUCCUUUUUACGGAAACAUGACGGCCACUUCACGGUCAUCCAGUUGGUGGGUAUGCUCCGAGGCAUUGCAUCGGGAAUGAAGUAUCUUUCUGAUAUGGGCUAUGUUCAUCGGGAUCUAGCGGCUAGGAAUAUAUUAGUCAACAGCAACCUAGUAUGCAAAGUUUCUGACUUUGGUCUUUCCCGAGUACUCGAAGAUGAUCCAGAAGCUGCUUAUACGACAACUGGUGGGAAAAUUCCCAUCAGGUGGACAGCCCCAGAAGCCAUUGCCUACAGAAAGUUCUCCUCAGCCAGCGAUGCAUGGAGCUAUGGCAUUGUCAUGUGGGAGGUCAUGUCUUACGGAGAGAGACCUUAUUGGGAAAUGUCAAACCAAGAUGUCAUCCUGUCCAUUGAAGAAGGGUACAGACUUCCGGCUCCCAUGGGUUGUCCAGCAUCUCUACAUCAGCUGAUGCUCCAUUGCUGGCAGAAGGAGAGAAAUCACAGACCGAAAUUUACUGACAUUGUCAGCUUCCUUGACAAACUGAUCCGCAAUCCCAGUGCCCUUCACACCCUGGUUGAGGACAUCCUUGUGGUGAACGGACUCCACAGCCAGUGCCCGUCCACAGAGCUCUCCAACUGCUCCAUGGCCGUCGAAGCGGGCAGAAUGCCGGAAUCCCCUGGUGAAGUUCCUGAAUAUCCCUUGUUUGUCACUGUUGGUGACUGGCUGGAUUCCAUAAAGAUGGGGCAAUAUAAGAAUAACUUCAUGGCAGCAGGGUUUACAACUUUUGACUUGAUUUCAAGAAUGAGCAUUGAUGACAUUAGAAGAAUUGGAGUCAUACUCAUUGGACACCAGAGACGAAUAGUGAGCAGUAUACAGACUUUACGAUUACACAUGAUGCACAUACAGGAGAAAGGAUUUCAUGUAUGAAAGAACUACAAGUACCUGUGUCUUGUGCCUCAGCAUUUCUAAAAUGAAAGAUAUCCUCUCUACUACCCUUUCUUCAGAUUCUUCAGACAUCACUUCACAAACUGCAGUCUCCUGUCCUCCAGACUAUGGGCACACACCUUUUGUUUAUGCUUCCAACCUGAAUUUUAAAACCAUGCUUUAUAUUUCCUCUCUGAAUGAUGUAGGGGGAACAAAGACCCUUGCCUAGUGCAGAUUAUUACUGCACAAUGGUAAAUAACUCAGCAUGGAUGUGUAACUUUAUAUAAUGGUCUUUGGAAAGUGUUCACAGAUUUGACCCAGAGGAAUUUGUGCAGGUAUAGCUUCUUUGACUUCUGAGUAUGAUGAGAGUCGAGAAUUAGUUAACUUUUUUUUUGGCUUUUUGGGUCACAGCAGGCGAUGCACAGGGGUUACUCCUGGAUCAUGCCCUCAGGAAUUACUCCUGGCGGAGCUCGGGGGAUCAUAUGGGAUGCUGGGAAUCAAACCCGGGUUGGUUGAGUGCAAGGCAAACGCCCUACCCGCUGUGCUAUCACUCUAGCCCCAAUAGUUAACUUUUUAAUCAUGUUUUGUGAUCAAGUAGCUUACAAAUUGGCAUUAUUUUCAAAUAAUUACAGUCAAAUACAGGGAUCUUAUCAUUAUUUUAUAAUAGCUUAAUUGCUUAAUGUCUAAUAUCAGAGUUGUAGUAAUGGCCAAUUAUUUAAUGUAAUGAAUUCUUUGUCAGGCAUCAAUAUCUUGAAAAGAGAGUUGAUCAGUGAGAGAAAGGGUGGAACAGACUGUAUUUUUAGACCGUCUAAGGCUUGCUUUGUCUAUUUCUUAAAAUUACUUUUAUAGUUUCCUGCAUAUUUCACAGUAGAUUGUAGUUUAGAACUUCUUCCCCUGUAAUUUUUUACUGAUGAUAUAGUAUAUUUCUCUACUUCCUUAUGAAUAUUGCCCUGGAAUGACCUGGGAUAAGUAAAUUAUUCUAGUGACUUUCAUAGAGUGACAUAUAGAAUAAACCAUGGCUAUCCCUGGCAUCAUCUUCAGAAGUUUCUAAAUGUAAUAAUCAAAGCACUGAAAAAAUUCUCAGAGAAAUUUCUUUGAACCAAAACAAAAAGAUUAUAGCCUCAGGUGUAAGAAGUUAUUUAAUUUUUUAAGUUUUAUGGCUAUAUCGUAGCCCAAGAAAAUUAACACAUCUAUUUCGCUUACUGUGUAUUUUGCAGUUUAAGAGUGUUUAUGUAUUGGUACCAAAAAUAAGUUACAUAAACAUGCUGAGUUAUUUUCCAAACCUUUCAAGAGAAAAGUAAAUGCUAUUGCGUACUUCAAAGACAUUAUAAACAAAUAUACCUAUACCACCUGAGCAUAUGUAAAAACUGUCAGAUUGGUUCAAUAAUACCAUAACUUUAACACAGCUAAGAUGUAUAGUCAUGACCUUCUCAGAAGUUGGAAAAAUGUCAGUGAAUUAAGCUAAGUCAAUUCAUCAAAAGAGUACCAUCUGAAAAUUCAAUUAUUCAAUCAACUAUACCCUGUGGUACUAAAAAUAUAACUGCUUUGCAAGGUAGAAGAGUAGGAAUUAUGCUUCUGAGAAAGAAAAAAAUCGGUGAUGUAAUAAUGAUGCUUAUUUAGUAAAUAUGGGUUUCAUUUCUUCUCAUAGAUAAUGUGCCCUACCCACACUGGCAAGUAAGUUUCUACAUAAGUAACAUUUGUGUGUGUGUAUAGUAACUUUCUUACUAUUAGAUAGACUCACUUUUUCUUUUAUUCCUUCUUUUAAGACUCACUGAUUAUCCCAAUAGGCUAUAUCCUGACACCUGUUCUCUCUUGCUGACUAUCUCAUGAUUUUUUGCCUACUACACCACAGAUUAAUUUUGCUCAUUUAACAAACUGCAUAGAUUUGGAAGGAAGAGUCUUUAAGCAUUCCUUAAAGUGAACUUUAAAAAGGAAAAUAUGGGAACGUCAUCAUUUUGUAAGUAUGUCAGAAAUAGCUAGCAAUGUUUUCUAGUCAUUACCUGCAUGGUCAUGCAUCAUCAUAGGCUUAUCUGCGGUGGUUUACUUAAUACAUUUACACAAACCUGGAUAUAUUUAGAGAAAAUAUAAAAUUUCCAUAUUUACCUGUCUUCAAAUAUAUAUUAUGAGCAGAUUUAAAACAGAUAAAAUUUAUUAAUCACAUAUAUUUAUUUUUAUAAUGCAAUAAGAAAAGAUAUUUAGAAAAUAAAGAAUAAAGUAAUUAUGGUCUUCCAUAGCAACAUCUGUAUACUUUGAUGAAAUAAAUUCUAUAAAGUAAACUUCUAUGAGAUGGGCAUUCAGUGCUUGCAAGAUUAAAAUUCUUUGUUAAGAAUUUUCUUUCAAAAACUUCAAUGAUCCUAUUUUAUGUAAAUUUAUCAACUUUUUCUUUAUUAACAUAGUAUUAUAAAACUGACUUUUCACUUUGUCUCUUAUACCAAAUUCUCUUUAAAAUGUUUUUUAAAUUACAUUUAUACUUUUCAAAACUGAAAGCAUGAUAACUAAGUAUAAUUUGAAACCUCAUUAUGGUUGGAGCAAGACAGAAAUAUCUGAGCUAGAUUAAAAACUAAGAAUCUCCAUGUCUUUACUGCCUACCAUUCAGAAACCACUAAACUCAAUGGCACUAGAAUAUCCAGAAAAAAAUUACAGUAAAAUUGCCAAAUUCAUUUGAAAAUUAUAAAGUAUUUUAAGAUUAACUAGUGUAAAUAUUCUAUAAUUAAAAUGAUUUAAUAUGCAUAAGCAUAGGACUUAUAGAAAAUGCAUAACUUCUACAAGCCUCUGUAAUAACCCUUAAAAACUAGAAUAUGCAUAUACAGUAAAAUAUCUGCUUUACUUAAAAUUUUUUAAUCUAUAUUACUGAUGGGACUUUUUAGAUUUUGAAAUUCAGGCAGUCACGGAAAUUAUUGUAUAUUGAGUGGUCAGUUUCCAUCUAUAGUCAACUCAUUAUCUCAUAGUAUAAGAUAUUUUCAGAAGAAAAUGUACAAACUAUAUACAAUCAAGAAAAGAUAUUAGGUAUGUAAAUUAUUAAACUGAAAAAGCAAUCAGAAAUUGCAAAUCUCUUAGCUUAACAAGAAUCAAGAAUUACAGCACUUUUGUACUGCUAUAACUGCUGAUAACUAUGUUCUGCAUGCCAUAAUCAAAAGAGAUUUAUCUUAUUUCACAGAGUAUUACUCUUUAAAAGCUAUUCAGCUGUCACCUGGGGAGAUGGGGAAAUCAACAUUCCAGCUAUAAUUUUAAGGCCUAAAACAGUCCAUGAAUGUAAAGAAUCCAAACCCAGUUCUUGAAAUGCAAACUUUAUAGAAGGUCUUCUGAAGAGGUGCGGAAGAAUGAGAUACCUCUCAUCUAUAUCCUAAUCAGGUUUCCUAAAAAUAUUUAGUAUCUUUUCCUCUCAAAUUUCUGCUAUGUAAAGCAGUCCAUAAAUCUCUAUCACGAGCCUUUUAUUCUCUUUAUUUUUAUCCCAUUAUUUACUGUAUCACUGUCAUCCCCUUGCUCAUCUAUUUGCUCUCUCGGGCACCAGUAAUGUCUCUAUUGUGAAACUUGUUACUGUAAGCUAAUCCGCCAUGGGUAGUUUGCCAGGCUCUGCCACGUGGGCAAGGUACUCUCAGUAGCUUGUCGGGCUGUCCGAGAGGGGCGGAGGAAUAGAACCCAGGUCAGCCGAGUGCAUGUGCAAGGCAAAAGCUCUACUCGCUGUGCUAUCGCUCCAUUAUUAAAAGUUUUAAAGCUUCAUUUCUCAGCCACCUUUCUUCUUUCUUUUCCUUCAUCCCAUCUCUCCUACUUCUAUCACACCACUACAGAUAUUAGCAAAACAAAGGUAUCAUAGCUAAUCUUUAAAGAUCUUCCUUUAAUGUUCAUAGUAUCAUUUGCACUCACAGAUUGUUUUGAUUUCUGAUUUUUUACUAACUGGAUAUUAAGUACUUUUAAAAAUAAUUUUGGAAUAGUUAAUCAUGAUCCUUUUCCAUAGUUUUAUCUAAGGAGAUUUUUUUGUCGAUUUCUAAUAAAUUAGUGUUACAAUAAUAAAAAACUGAUUCGAAAUCACAUAUGAUAUAUGUAUAUAUGCAUAUAUUUGUCUUUAUUUAGAGAUUAGAAAUACUGUGUGACCUUUUAUAGUAUAAUCAUUUAAUUCUUAUCAUGUUCAAAUUCCACUAGUAGAGACUCAUUCACAUCAAUCCAAAAUAAUUUCAAUAAUUUUUAAAAAAUGUUUUUUGUUUGUUUUUGUUUGGAGGCCACACAGAGUGGUGCUCAGGGUUUAUUCCUGGUUCUGUGUUCAAGGAUUACUCCUGGCAGGCUCAGGGGACCAUCUGGGGUGUCAGGGAUUGAACCCAGGUCUGCUGCAUGAAAGGCAAGUGUCCUAUCCACUGUAUUAUCCCUUUGGCCCUUCUAGCCUAUAUUUUAAUAAUAUUUAUAUGAAGAUUUGAAAAAGUAGAAAAGUAAACAUGGUCAAAGUGAUGCUAUUUUUCCAUUAGUAUACAAAAAACUGAACUCAUCUAACAUUUAGCUUUUAUGAUCAACAUUUCCAACUCAGUUUUUUUGUUUUUUAUUGGGUUAUUUUUUGGGGGGGUUGGGGAUUCACAUCUAGCUGUGCUCAGGGUUUACUCUUAGCUCUGUGCUCAGGGAUCAGUCCUGGCAGAGCUCAGGGGACCGUAUGCGGUGCCAAGGAUAGAACCCAGGUAAGCCGCAUACAAGGCAAUUACACUACCUGCUGUAUUAUCACUCCAGCCCCUCCAACACAUUUUUGAUAUUUAAAAUAUUCCAAAAAGGCAGUAUAAACUUUACUUAGCUCAAUUUAACAACUGUAUAGAGGGUCUCUCUUAUACAUAUAAAAAAUUAAAGCUGAUUUUCACUGUACUGUCCUUAUCUUCAAGUAACUUUUAACAUAGGACAGAAUCCCUUUGCUAUGUUAGUAGUGAUUGUAGUAUCACAUGGAAUUAGAUCUUUCCAUGGAACAAAAAUACAUUAAUAAAAUAAAUCAGAGCUUGUCCUACAUGAAUUGUAUUUGUGGUUUCUUCAGAAAGAAAUAUGUUGGACCUCACCUUCUCAUAGGAUUCUUCCAAACACUCUAUAUAUACUAGAAUCUCCAAAACAAUCUCACUUGUUAACAGACAUUUCCCUCAUUGUCACAGAUUUCUUUAAAAGGUAAAUUUUUCAGUUCAUGUAGAUUCAUUAUUCAAAGAUGCUUGCAAUUAGAUAGUACCAGUCAUUUUCAGAAAGUAAUUCUAAAAUAAUCUCUUGCCCAAGACAAUUCCAUGGCCCAAAUAUAUGUGGUAUGAACCUUCAAUCACUGCAUAAAAGUCAGACACAUAUUUAACAAGGGAGAGACAUUGUUACUCAUGGCUAGGUAUAACAUAUUAACAUAUAAAAUCAAGAAAGAUAAAAAUCUUUUAUUGCACAAAGUAAAUACCCCCAUCUUACUCUUACUAUUCCAUUAAAAAGUUAAGAAUCUGAAAAUACUUUGCAGAUUUCUUAGAAUGAAAACUUUUUUUUAAUCUUAAAAGGGAAAGUAAUAUAAUAUUUUGUCUUCCAGGCAAUAAACAAUCAAAAGAUUAAGAAGAUAUUGGUCAUCAAAAUUUAGUUUUAAUUACUGCUAUUUUUUUCUGAUAAACUUGAAUUUCAGAUUCAUGAUGGAGUUAUAUAAAAUAUAUUAAAAUUUAAUUAUAUAUUAAUUUAAAAACAUUUUGCUUUUAAUGCAUGUGUUCUUUGACAUUGGAUUUAAGGUUUUAGAAUAUAUUUGAAAAUCUGUUUUUGUUUACCUUGAAAUCAGUGUUAAUUCAAAACACUAUCUAAAAAUAAAACAGAAUUAAAGGGAAAACUUUUAUUAUCAAGGGUUGCAAUACACUACUAAAGAAAUAAUUUUAUCUUUUAAUGAAUAACUGAAAAUACGAAGUGUUUUGUUGAUAAUGAGACCAAAUCAUCUCCACUUUAUUAUAAUUUCACAUUUUUCCAUUUAAAGAAAACUUUCUAAACAGAUUUAAAAAAAAACUUCUUGCUCAAAUUUUAGAAGUAGUUAAUCUGAGUAUAAGAUCUUCUUUAAAUCAAAGAACUUUUGAUUUAGUUAACUUACAAGGAAAAAUCAUACAGAAGAAUCUCACUACCUUUGUACAUAAUACAUUCUAAAGAAUUACAAAGGUAUUAAAGAAAAACUAUUGACAAAGAAACAUGAAAGAUAGUUCUUAAAUGCAAUUACAGAUGUGGUUUCUACUUCCAAUUGCUUAAUUAAAAAUGCAAAUCAUCAACACAAUGUCCUAUGAAUUUCAAAUUAGAAAGUAGCAGGAUUGGGCUGAAGUGAGAAUACAGAGAAUAGGGCAUUUGCCUUACAUGUAGCAAAUGCAGCUUCAAUCUCUCGAUUUCCAUGUAGGUAGACCCAGCACAGGCAGAAGUGAUACCUGAGCACAGAGCUAGGAGUUAGCCUUGAGCAUAAUCCAGUGUGGCCCCAAAGCAACAACAAUAACAAAAUUUCAAAAAGAAAGCAACAGAAUUACUGAAAAUCUCCUUAGUAAAACUUUUCCUUAUCACUCUUCCUCCUUAAUCAGUUACCUCUUUAUCAUAGUAAUUCCACUUUGGUUGAGAGUAUAAGUUACAAUUCAAAUAAUAAACAGAACAGCUGAGAGGUGACUUUGAAGUGUUCUUUAAAAUAAUAAAGGACAUCCCUACUUCCAGAUUCAAUUUAGUGAGCAGCAUUCUCCAUGUCAUUAGCCCUUGUUGAAAGGAGAAUUAUCUUUAUUCCAAAAUAAAAUAUAUCAUUGCAAAGAAAAUUUCCACAGACAUGAGAAUAUUCAUUUUCAUAUAUCUAAUUAAAAUGUAUAUUUAGGCAUUAUUAUAUGCCUCAACUUUGAAGAUGAAUAAUCUGUGUUCCUGUGUUAAAUGAGCGAUAUUGAUGUGAACAUGCCAACACCAAUUUUAACACAUGUGUAGAUAGUCAUCUUUAAAACAGUCUUAGAAACUGUUCUAGAAAGGUCUAAUGCCAUUUAUAUUUUUUAAAAUUAUGGUGGAUGAAUAAAGCUAAAUCACAAUGAUGAAUAAACAACACAACUUCAAGAUUUUACCUAACUUGAAAUAUUCUCUCCUGAUGCUUAUAAUUAAAGUCUCUUCUACAUUUAGUAAUUUAUAGAAUGAAAUCAUGUACUUGGAGAGAAAUUGCUUCUGUUAAAUUUUCAUUUAAGUACAUCUUCAACUGAGAGAAAAGCCUGCAUAUAAUUAAUUCUAUUAUCUCAUUUUUCAUACAAAUCUCUAACUUUUACUCUCUUCAGAAUUAUCUACCCAAUAAUGUGAUCAGUGAUGUUCUAGCAUUUUCUUUAACUGUACAAGUUUUAUUGCUACAUUAUUUUUGUCUUCAAAAUAAAUUUGCGUAAAACUGUGAUCUUCAGAUAUUCUAUAAUGAAAUCAAUGUCACUGUUUUAAAAAAAAUGUGUGACUGAAUCAGAUUUUUAUCUAUGUAACCGAUAUGAGCAUUGUUAAAUAUAAUUUGUUUCAGUAUGCAUUGGAAUUUUACUUUGAAGCAAAACCUUCAAAAGUAUCCUUUAACUAAUACUGAAUUUGAUGAACAGCUUCCUAGCAAUGAAAGGCACUUUACAUUUUUUCUGUAAUGCUUAAAAUAUAAGCUUUAAUGUGCACAAAUAGUUGUUAUCAAAUUUUUUAUUUGCUUUAAUGUGUAUUUCUUUCCCUGUCAUAUAUGUAAAUAUAUUCAAAGAAAAUUGUAUACAAAUGCUAAUACUAUGCAAAAAUAUCGUUUUCUUCUAAUAGUUAUAAAUUUUGGAAUAAUUAUCAGUUGAGGGGCCGUCAAAAGAAAAGAAAAUCAAAAUGUGAAAUGGAAGUGUAUUUUUGGUAGCACAAUGCUGGAGUAUUUCUAAUACACAUAAAAAUGAGUUAUACUUGGUCUUAAAGCAUUGUAUAUUACUUUAUUUAUGUUCUGUUAUUAAUCAAUUUGUUAACUUUGUCUCAUAUUUUGUCAUUGAAAACUUGAAUAUAGAAUAUAAAUGUCUUUGGGCAAUAUUUUAAAAUUAUGCUAAUAUUGUGCACAUUGCAAACUUCGGUAGUUUAAUUUUAAUUUUAAAGAAAUAAUUAUUAAUGAAAACUGUUAGUUAUACCUUCUCUAAUUACCUUAUACUUUUUGAAAAAAAUCAGAGUAGACCAUUACUACAAAACAUAACAUAUGCUUCAUUAAUAUUGAAGGAAAGACAAAAAGUAGUACAAAAAAUUAAUAUUACAACUACUGAUUUCUUUUAUAAAAACUAUUGAUAUGUGAUAUUACUUGCCAAUAAUGUGAAACUAAAAUACAUUUCAAUAACUAGUCUCUAAUAAAAAUAAAUACACUAAUAUUUAUUAAAAUAUGUAUGAUAAAUGAAAUUUUAACAUAAUAAUAAAAAUAGAAAUUUAUUUUUUUUAAUUGCAUUAAUAAAUCAAGUGGUCAUAGUUAUUAAGAUGUUCAUACUUCUAGUUCUUUUUAUUUUGAAGACAUGUAACCAAAGGAUUUACCAAAAAACAUUGACUAUUGGAGUUUUUAGAAAUGUCAGAGCACUUUAUAUGUGAGUCAAGCCUAUCGAUAAUGAUUAAGGUUUUUCUUUUAUUAUUACACAUAAAAAAUAAGAUGUAGAUAAAACGGUAGAAGUAGAGUCAGUCCUUCAGCAUAAUUUUAUGUAGUAACAUUCUGCAAACUUAAAUAUUCAAAAAUAUUGUGCCUACCUAAUAAUUUUAAAAAUAUCAUGAUUCUUAAAUGCGUAUAACCUUCCAAGGAUAUUGCCUUCUCUUUUCAAUUGUAUUUUGAAAAUCACUUUAUGUUUUAUAAUUCCAUUUAGCUUCAUUAGCAUAUAACUUUUGAAUUCUCAAAAAAGUUUUACUUUUAAUUUUAAUUUAAUUUUAAUUUUUUUAAUUUACUUUUCUUUUAUAUAAUGAUGGUCAGAUAUCCCAUAAAGUUUGCUGCAAAAAAUCAAACUCUUAACUUUCUCAUGGAUGAAAAUGUAGAAAUAAAAUCCUCCAUUGGAUUUAAUUUAUUCAGAACAGUGACCAUAUAUAUUUAUAAUCACUUUUCACUGUUUUCUGUUCAUUCAAUUCUUAAAAUUUUACCAAGAGAGAUAUUUAAAACUAAAGUGAAAAGUCAUUAAAUUUUCACAUAACUUCCUUAUGCUUCAGUAGUAUAGAAAUAUGAUUAAGGAAAUGAAGCAUUUCCUUUUCUCAUUUUAUAAUGUUGAUCACUUUAUUACAACAGAGUUAACUAUAGUUUAAUGUAAAGAACAACUAAGCAUGCUAUGUCCAGUCACUUUUUUUACAGUAUUGAACAGAUAAUAUGACAACGCAAUUAAAAUGAUAAGAAGUCAUGUCUGUUUGAUGGUCCGAAAUUAUUUGAAUCCCAAAUAUACUAAAAUAAGCAUUUGCAUAAAAUAGCACAUUGAUUUAUUUAAAUAUAUCUAUCUAUGAUUCAUUUAUUAAAUUGUUUACUGAAACUAUCAUGUAAUAAUAUUCAGUUCUAAGAGCUUAGAAUACAGGGUGACCAAUACAAGCAAAUGUCCCUGUCUCAUAGAAUUGACCUCUGAGUGUAAAGACACUCACAUAGAGUGACAUAUGCUGUGCAAAUGGUUAGAUUAAUAUAACAUAGCAUGACUGUGGUUUCUUUAUAUUAAGUGGUAAGGAAAUCCUCUUUGGCAAUAUGACACUGAAGCUGUUAGAUGAAAAGUGUAAAAUCAUGAGACAAUCUAAGGAAAGAGUAUUCCAAGCUGAAAGAACGGCUAGAGUUUUGAAUGUUUGGGGUUAUAGAGAACUUGGCUCAGUAUACAGAUGGACCAGAACUUGGAUGGGUUCAAGGAACACAUAUGAGGAUAUGACAGUAAUCUAAGACAAAAUUUGUGGUUUUUGUAAAAUGGAAGUAGUGACAAUUGAGAGCUGUUGAUGAAUUUGAGUUAUGUUUCAAAAGUUUUCAAAUAAAUUGUGAAUGAUAGGAAGGAAAAAAAUCAAAGAAACAUUGUAUAUUUGGGAAAUAACAGGCUGGGUCAGGGGCAGAGAAAAAGCACAUUCGAAGUUCGGUUUUAGUCAUUAAUGCCUGAGAUAUCUAAUAAGUAAUCAAAUGGAGACAUCACUAGGACACUUCUAAAGUGCAAUAAUGUGGGCUGGAGAGAUAUACAAUGGGUUGGAACUUGUCUCACAUAUAGCCUACCCAUAUUCAGUCCCCAGCACCUCAUAUGGUCCCCUGAGCAUGACCAAGAAUGACCUCGGAUCUUGAGAGAGCAAGGAGUAAGCCCUGAGAAAAGCCAGGUGUGGCCCCCAAACCAAAAAUGAAUAAAUAAGAAAUAAAGUGCAAUAACAUAUUCCAGAAUGGCAACAUUUGUAACUCAAUGGUUUAUAUAGAAUCAUGUAUCACUUAGUGACUGUCAAAACAGACAGCCUAUUUUAUGGUGGCCCCAGUGUGCAAUUCCAUAUACCCUAAACUAUACCAUCUAGGUUUAUGAAUUAUUUUCUAUAAAUUUUGCACCAUGAAAUUGUGAGACACAUAUCUUAGAAUGUAUGUCCAUCAUUAAACAACAUCUGACUGACACUAUAUGUUAAAGUUCUGACAUCAUCUUGGAAAAUGCUGUAAAAUUAAGAAGUAGGGCUUUAUUGAAGUCUGAGCCAUUCCAAUACUUACAUAUUAAGCAGAGAAUUAGAAGCAACAGAAUUAAAGGAGGAGUAAAAUGAAAUGAAAUUGGUACACUAUGUUAAACAUUUUUAAGAAAUUAAGAUGAGAACAUCUCCAUUUCGAGACUGGUACCUGCUCGAGCAAAUCAAUGAGCAAUGAGAUGACGGUCACAGUGAUACAGUGAUAAAAUGAGAACGAAGAAUUAGCCUUAGACUUAGCAACUUGGAGGUUACUGAUGACCUUAACAAAAGCAGUCUUGAAGUAGUGAAGUUGAAGCCUUACUGAUAUGGAUUAACACAAUAUUUUAGGGGGGAAAAGUGUUGUCAGUGUCUGUAAAUGGCUAUAAAGAACACAAGAUAUGUUGUAUCUGAAUGUAUACUGGGUACUCAAUAAUGUUUGAGGGUGUGUGUGCACCAGAGAUAGGAUCCUACAGCGAUGCUACAGCAUUCUUGCAUUCUGAGAAUGAUCUGGUAGAAGGGGGGGAAGUGAAUAUACAAGAGAUAAUAAAUAACAAAAAUGCCUUGGGAAGUAGAAGGGUUAGGAUUAGUAGCAAAAGUAGGAAGAUAGUUUUUGAUAGAAACGAGUACAGAACUGCAAUGGAAGGGUAGGUGGUGUGUAUAUUACGCAGAUAGGUAGAUUUGUGAUAGAAAGAUAAGGAUAGUGUUCUGGGAAUAGUUUUAUUGUACUAAAUAAAAAUAUAGGGAGUGGGAACAAAGAGAGAAGUGUCAGUAUUUGCAAAGGAGAAGUGAAUGUGUAUGUGUGUAUACAUAGCACAGUCAAUGGGUAUUUGUGUAUAUGUAAUAUACCUUAGGAAAAAGACCUUUUGUGUAAAAUAUUAUGAAGCCAUUUUAACUAAAUAUUUUCGAGACCUCUUAUUUGGAAGACUGGAACUGAACUCUGUGCUUUCCAAAGACUCUGAUGACAGAAUACUCUUUUUUUAUAAUGUUGAGAUUCAGUGAGGACUUCUCAAUGCCAUAAGCACUUCCCACAUUGUUAUUUUUGUCUGCUACAGUAUACAGAUCAGAAACAUCUUGUAUCUUUUCUUUUAUAAACUAUAUAAAAAUUAAAGAUAGCUUAGUCCUGAAAGAUGUGUAUUGUUUACUUAAGCUGUUGGGUUUUUUUCAAGGAAGCUUUUGAACUACCAUGUGAAUUUUUAAAAAGAAGAGUCUACUCAAUCAAACAAUACUUUUAUUCUGUUUUUGCUUUCAUAUGAAAACUAUCAUCAUUUAGGAGAAACACAUGGGCAAUAUGGUUGUUCACUGUGUUUUCCUUACUUGAUAGGAAAGAUAUAAGCUUAUCUAUGUAAACUUUUAAUUGUAGUUGGAGUUUUAUUUACAAGUGGGCUAUAUGUAAUUCAAUGUAUUGAGAUUUAUAGGCAUAUUUUUGUUAUUUGGAUUUGAUGUAAAAUUAGCUUUUGAAUAAUGGGAUAUGAUUUUCUCCUUUUGCUACUUAAGCAUAGCCAAAUUGCAAAGAUAUUUGUGUACAUGUUAAUAUUUGACUAAACACAUAAUACUUAAAUGGCCAAGUCAAAUUUUAAGUGGUUGAUGACAUUACAGUGAAUUUAAAAUAAAAGAAUUCAUUCAAAUCUUUGUAACACAAAUCCUGGAUAGUUUUAUUAGUUUAAAUCUUAACUACUACAUUUAGACAAAAUACCUAGAUAAUGAUCCUAGGAUGAGAUACUUAAUCCAUUAUAAGGCAAUAUUUAACUAAUGAAAACUGGAGCUGAAAACAUUUUUCCUUCCUAUAAGCCUAUAAGUAUGAAUGAUUUUCAAAUGUAUCUUUACAGCCUGUCAAAAAGUUAUAUGUCAUUAAUUACUUUUAUUAAUAGAUUCAAUAUCAUGUCCAUAUAUUCUUGCAAUGUGGGAAAAGAUCUGUGACAAUAAGAAAUUGCUAUACUGUCUUCUCCUCAACCCACAUUUUGAUAUUGCAUCAUUAUUUAGAGCUUCACUAUAAGCCUUCCACUCAGGUUCACAGCCUAAGUUCUAUUUUUGGCUUAACAAUAUGCAGUACAUAUAGUAAAGGGUGUUGACAAUUGAACUGCAGUCCUACUCACUGUAACAGGGCAGCUGUCCAGACUUACUCAAAGGUCUUGAAGAUGGUAUUGUUUUCAUCUUAGAAAAAUCUACUGUAAUAUUAUGAAGUUCCAAGUAAAUUUUAAUGUGCUGGCAUGCUUACAGAUUAAUAGUGUUAUAGAAUGCUCGGCUCUCAGUGAGGGAUUGUUUGUGGUGAAUUGCAUUACACAUGUCAUCUAUUUGCUGAAAGAAUAUGGUGUUUAGCAAAACUACCUGCUGAGCACCAUAAUAAGAUUUUUGUACAAAGUACAAAUUACUAAUUAUUGUAUUUUAUUUUUCUAUGAUUUCCUAAGAGGUAUUAUCAGGGUCUUACAGAUGGGGUAAGCCUGUUUAUUAAAAUAUCUAUUAGCAAAUAAAAGUUACAGUUCUGGUGGUUGAA